Molecule: messenger RNA, 4797 nt
Organism: Colletotrichum fioriniae
Lineage: Eukaryota; Fungi; Ascomycota; Sordariomycetes; Glomerellales; Glomerellaceae
Source: RefSeq, a predicted model, not a curated record
AUGGCAGAUCAAGACGACCGGUCCUCCGAGGACAUACAAGCUUCCAGUGAUGAAGAGACCGUAAAGGCCGAGAGGGAGGAAGACGGCAUCGUCGGCCUUUUGGAUGAUGAAACCCAGACGUCCAGCAGCACACCACCAGCGACUGAGAGUGGCGCACUUCCGAACCGAUACAGGGAGAUUUUGCGCGAGCAAGCCGACAAUGUAUCCGACGAAGGCUCCGUGGAUGCCGUUCCCAAGCGGGUCGGGAGCCCGAUUGAUUCCCUGAUGUCGGGCUCUGUGAUCUCGUCUCCGAGCAGUAGUGUUCUCCCCUCUGUGGCCUCCCGACCCGGCCUCAGCAGUCCCACCCCCUCAUUCCGACCCUUCGACCGUCGCUUCCAAUCCCGCAUCUCAUCCGCAAGCUUCAUUCACAGCCCGCGAUCCUCCUCCCCCGGCUUUCUCACCAGCCACAGCCGCUCCGCUUCCCUCAGCUCAAACCUGCUAGACCGCGACGACACCGACACCCCAUCUCCACCAUGGGAAGUUGUACGAUGGACGAGGUUGAAGAAACUCAACGGCCAGGCCUUCUCCGAGGCUGGCAAGCGCAACUUUGGCGCCCCUACAUGCAUUGCUGUCUCAGCUUCGAUUGUGCUGGGAACUACGAAGGGUAUAAUAUUAAUGUUUGAUUACAAUCAGGUCUUGAAGACCAUCAUCGGUCCCGGGACCAAGGCGGUCGAGUCUGGUGCCAUCACCGCCAUCGCAGUUUCGGCAGACCAUACCACGAUUGCCGGAGGCCAUGCGAACGGAAACAUAUUCACCUGGGAGGCAAACCGAGCAUCUAGGCCGUUCCUUUCCAUACCGCACCUUGAACAGCCGCAACUGCAAAACCGGACUGUUGAUGGACACCUGCCAGGGGUUGCUGUGACCCAUCUCGGCUUCCUCGGAACAAGACACACUGCGCUCGUGUCAGCGGACGACCGCGGCAUGGCUUUCUCGCACCUGGCAACAAGAGGUACAGGAUCCCUCGGCCGGACCGUGAAGACGACGAGGAUACUAGGAAGGUAUCCGAACGCUGCCCCUCCAGCCGGCAAGCCUCUCAAGCCUAGUACGGUCCUAGCAUUCAGCCCCUUGCCCCUUGGCAACACGGAGCGUGCGACAGACACUAUGGGCCUUACCGCAAUGCUGACGCCUUAUUUACUGGUCAUCGUGUCCACGACACCCGUUGCACAAACCCAGCACAAGUCGGCGAGGCCCAAGGAUGUUGCUCACCAUAGCGCCAUGACCGGAUGCCUGGCGUGGUUCCCUGCCGUGAAGCUUAAGGUUCCGGAUCCUGUCACAGGAAGCGAUAUUUCCAAAGUCAAAUUGGUGUACUGCUGGUCCAAUGUCUUGACUGUCCUAGACGUUGACGAGAUCCUGGCCGAGAACAAGGACAAACCACCGACGCUCAAGUUUAAGGCACGGAGUAGGUGGAAGUGCGAAGAAGCCAUCGUCGCAGUGCAGUGGCUUAGUCGAUCGGUGCUCACCGUUCUGACAAUCUCACAGCGCUUGAUUGUGCUCGAGGACCGAACAAUGCGGCAGACAGAAGGCUUCGACUUGAUCAACAAGUUUAUUUAUCAUGCCGAUCUCUUCUCGAAACAGCUACACACUCUAGUGGAGCAAUUAGACGAGGACGAUACGUCUAUGCAUGGUGUUGUAGCUGACGCAUUUUACAUGAGUUUGAAGACGUACAAGGGCAAAAUUUUCUUGCUUGGAUUCAACGAUGUGUCCAUUGGGUCACUAUCAAACUGGGCUGAUCGAAUCAUUGCUCUUAUGGAGAACGGUGACUAUGUCGGUGCGAUACAGCUUGGCACAUCGUACUACACCGGUGACGCAGACAAGCUUACAAUUGGGUUGCCUGAAGACACCUCGCUACGGCACUCAAUGGUCCGCGACAAGCUUAUGGAAAUCAUGAAAGCGUCGCUCAAAUACGCCUUCACCCAGCGCCAAAAGGACAAAACAGCAGCCGACGACAACCAUGUGCGGGAGCUUUGCGAGACGUGUUUCACUGCCUGUCACAAUGUGAGCGACGUUGAUUUCCUUUUCGAAGAGAUGUACGAGUGGUAUGAGGACGCUGGCGUGGAGGGCAUCUUCUUCGAAACCAUGGAACCUUAUAUCCUCGAGAAGAACAUUACCAUCGUACCACCUGCUGUUGUGAAGGCUGUGGUGACAUAUUACGUCACCAAAGGAUGGGAGAGUCGACUUGAGGAGAUCAUCGUCCACAUGGACACUAUGACGCUGGACCUGGACCAGAUCACACUGCUGUGCAAGCAGCACAGCCUCUACGACGCGCUGAUAUGUGUCUGGAACCAGGCAUUGAACGAUUACAUCACACCGCUGAUCGACCUACUAACGUUGCUGGUACCUCUCAUGAGCAAUGGUGACUACAUGUCUUCCGGAAACAUGGAGGACGAGAUAUACGGCGUGAACGCGUUGAAGAUGUUCCCCUACCUCUCCUACACAUUGACGGGCAGAGUAUAUCCUACCGGCGAGAUUAUGGAUGACGCCACUGCCUCGAAGGCUAAGGCUGAGAUUUACUGGUUUCUAUUCUCAGGAAACAGUGUCACAUGGCCCAAAGGCAGCGACCGACGCUUCCUUACACGGCCAGAUCAGCAUACAGAGCCGUCCUUCCCUUAUCUCAGACUGAUACUGAAGUUUGAUGCCCCGAGUUUCUUGAGUGCGGUGAACGAGGCCUUUGAGGAUUCGUUUUUGAACGAUUCGCCGGACAAGCAAGUUAACGGUGGCAUCAGGGGCGACGUGCCAGAAGAGCAGAUCUUUGGCCGUACGGUCGACCGUCAAUACAUCGUAUCCAUACUUCUGGAGAUUAUGAAUCCGGCGGACUUCGCAGCCGAGGACACGAUCUAUCUCGAUAUGUUCAUCGCUCGGAACCUGCCAAAGUUCCCUCAAUACUUGCUCUUCCCGGGUUCAACUCUCACGAAGGUUCUAACCGGACUGUGCAACUACCCCGGAUCAGAUCUUGCCGAAGAUGCACAGCUCAGCGCCGAGUACCUCCUAUCGAUUUAUCAACCGCCUGAUGCGAACACGCUCAUACCGAUGUUCAAGAAGGCCGGUUUCUACCGGAUUUUGAAGAGGCAAUACAAGGUUGAUAAACAGUAUGGCAAGCUUGUCCAGACUUAUUUCGAAGACCCCGCUGACCGGGACGCCGUCUUUGAAUGUAUCGGGGACUGUCUACGGCCACAGAGUGGUCUGAACCGCCGCCAGGUUCAGGAAGUCCUUGACGCAAUCAGGAACAAUGCCAGGGCACUUAUCGAGACCAAUCCUGUCGAAGCUGCGAAGUCUCUAUCAGGACAGCCCGCAGACAUCCACCGGCAUGUUCUGGAUUCUACCGACUCGUUGGGGCUGCAAUUCUUUUAUCUCCGAACGUUGCUCGAGCCAGAAAAGCGCGACGGGGAAUCCCCAGCGAACCCCGACCGAGCUCUGAUUGAACGCUAUGUGCAACUCAUGUGUAGAUUUGACUCAGCUCAUGUGUCUGACUAUAUUGGCUUGGUUCAAUCUGUUAACCUUCGACUUGAUGCCUUGCUUCCAACUAUGGAAGAGACUGGUGUCAUCGACGCUGCCGUUGUGCUCAUGGCUCGAGAGGGGCAGAUCAAGGAUGCUAUGGACAGACUUGUUAAGCACCUUGGUACGCUCGAGUCUGCCCUGCAAGGUGUUCUGACAGGCGCUCAAAACAACGACAAAGCUGGAGACUUGCAGUCAGGGGCUGAAGAAAUCUUGCGGGCACUGCAGAAGUACGUGCAUGUAGGCAUCUGGCUUUGUCAAGGUCAGACCAAGUCUUCGAGAAAGGCGAACGGCGUUCAAAAGAAGACAAAGUCAUCAACUUCAGAGGUCUUGUCACCUGAUGAAGAGCUUUGGCUCAACCUGAUCGAUGCAGCAGUGCAGACAACCCGGCAGAUAUCGUCCACCAUUGAGACUACGGGAACCACUGAGAAUGACACUCUAUCUCAUGACAUUCACGAUGGACUUGACGAUCUAGAUAAGGAUAAGCUUUUGGCUCUUUUGCGAUCCCUCGUCCAACACACCUUCACGGCUCUCCUGACAACAACUUCUAGCCCAGCAGGAGGUCAAGGUGGGGGGAGACUUCUCACGAAUGCCGGGAGCAAUUUGUCAUUCCUCCGCAUCCUACGAGCAUUCCUCACUCGAGCCGCGGCCUCGUCACCUAACCUCGCAGAUUUGCGCUCCGUUCUGGCAUCGAUCUUCUCUGCCUAUGCCUACGAAGAAUCAAUACUUCGGCUUUCCAACCGACUUCUUGAGCGAAGCCUGUUUGUAAAUGUCAAGCAAGCUGUAGACCUUCGUCAACGAGGCUGGCGACCUAGGGGCUCGACUUGCGAAGCUUGUGGUCGCCGCAUCUGGGGCCCGGGUGUUUCGGGAAAUGUCUUUGAGGCUUGGGAGGAGAAGCAAGCGCGAGAAGAAGAGUGGAAAGCAGAAAAGAAAGCCUUGGUCGUUGCUGGAGACAAGGGGAAGGCCGGAAGCGGCAGCGACGUAUCACAGGCCGUAUCAGACUCUAAAGGGAAGGGUAGGGCCGCGCCUGUGGCAUCAGAUUCCCAUGUGGAGGCGGACGAGGCAGCGCCGGAGGAAGGCGCUGAGGGACAAAGCGAAGCUGUGGCGAAACCGAGAGAGCAGCCGCUGGGACCUUUAGUCGUACUGGCUUGCAGGCAUAUUUACCAUCAGAGCUGCUUGGACGCCUACCAGUCCCGGCCAGAGGUUGAGGGGAAAACCCGGGCGGAGACUCACGCGAGGGAGUACAGGUGUCCGAUUGAUGGAUAG